AUGGACUUUGAAGAGGUAGUCCGCCACUAUUCUCACUUGAAAGGAUUGUAUGCAGCCGAGCAAGUCGGAGAUGAGCCAAGAAUCCUCAUAGGCCUGAACAAUAUGCAUUUAUUAGCCCCGAUAGAGUCUCGUAUAGGAAAUAUUAAUGAGCCGGUCGCAGUAAAAUCGCAUCUUGGAUGGACGAUUUAUGGUCCGAGCGGCAGUUCCCCAAAAAAAGAAUUUCUCGGAUGUCAUCAUGGACAUACGAACCAGCAACUACAUAACUUGAUGCGCGAGUACUUCAUGGUGGAAGAAGCGGGAAUUACUGUGAACCAGUUGCCGGAAUCCGAUGACGAUCGUCGGGCAAACGAACUUCUACAGCGUACGACUGUACGAGUAGGUAGGCACUUCGAGACAGGCCUACUAUGGAAACAGGACGACAUUCAAUUACCGGAUAGUUUUCAAAUGGCGCUGAGCCGUAUGAUUGGCCUCGAGCGGCGCCUCCAGAAGAAUCCGGCUCUCAACGUAGCUGUACGGCAGCUCAUAGAAGACUAUCUGACAAAAGGGUACGCCCACAGAGCUACUUCUGAAGAGCUUUCUAUGGCAAAUUCGAAUCGAGUUUGGUACUUGCCACUCAGUGUUGUUGUACAUCCUAAAAAACCCGACAAAGUGCGUCUCGUGUGGGAUGCGGCAGCGAAGGUCAAAGGCACGUCGCUAAAUUCUAUGCUUUUAGUCGGUCCCGAUCUCUUAACAUCCUUGCCGGCUGUAAUCCAGCAAUUCCGUGAACGGUCGGUGGCAUUCAGCGCAGAUAUCCGCGAAAUGUACCACCAAAUUCGGAUCACGGAGGUAGAUAAACACGCUCAACGGUUUUUAUUUCGAUCACAUCCCUCGGACCCCCCGGAGGUGUAUAUAAUGGACGUGGCUACUUUCGGUGCCGCCUGUUCUCCAGCGUCGGCACAAUUUAUAAAAAACCUUAACGCGUCUCAACAUGCAGAUCGCUUCCCGAGUGCAGCCAAAGCUAUCAUCCAUCGACAUUAUGUCGAUGAUUACCUCGACAGUACUGAUACGGUGACGGAGGCGAUAGAACGUGCGAAACAAGUUCGGUAUGUUCAUAGUCAGGCAGGUUUCACUAUCCGAAACUGGAUCUCCAAUUCGGCCAUCUUCGAUCAAGCCUUGGAUGAUGUGAAAAAAGAAGAAGGGAUCCCAUUGUACGACCGUAAAGAUAAAGCGACCGAACGAGUACUGGGAAUUAUAUGGCGACCGAAUGAAGACGCUUUUACUUUCUCUCUCAGUUUUCACAGUGAUUUACAACCGUACAUCGCGGAAGGCAAGCGGCCGACUAAACGGAUCGCUCUCCGUUGCGUGAUGAGUUUAUUUGAUCCGCUUGGGUUGUUGGCGCCGUUCACUGUGCAUGGAAAGAUGCUGCUACAAAAGCUCUGGCGUACCGGUUGUAAUUGGGAUCAGGAAAUGGACGAUGAAUGCUUUGCGAACUGGUCGCGAUGGAUGAAGGUACUCCCGAUAGUUGAACGGUUGAGGAUUCCACGCUGUUAUCUACGGGGAGCAUCCCACGAAGCUUAUCAUACUUUACAGCUUCACGUAUUCGUUGACGCAAGCGAAGAAGCAUAUGGCGCUACAGCAUAUUUUCGAAUAGCAACUUCUGAAGGUCCACGAUGUUCACUAGUCAUGGCAAAGACAAAGGUCGCCCCGUUGAAGCAAUUGUCCAUCCCACGAAUGGAACUACAAGGAGCAGUUCUGGGGGUGCGUCUGCUAAAUAUCGUCGAGGCUAACCACGAGUUGAAGAUCCUAAAACGCGUGCUCUGGACCGAUUCAAUGAACGUCUUGUCCUGGAUCCGGUCGGAUCAGAGGAAAUACAAACCUUUUGUGGCGUUUAGAAUCGGAGAAAUUUUGCAGGAGACAAAAAUCGAUGAGUGGCGCUGGUUGCCUUCCAGAGCGAAUAUCGCGGAUAUUAUCACCAAAUGGGGAAAAGGCAUUUCCCUAGAUUCUGAUGGAACCUGGUUUAAUGGAGCGCAAUUGUUACAGACCCCAGAGGACAGAUGGCCGAUGCAGGAUCUACCACUACCUAACACAAGAGAAGAACUACGAGUAUGCCAUAUGUUUCACACGGAAGUAGUUGAAGAGCCAUUGAUAGAUGCUUCUCGUAUAUCUCGCUGGCUCGUGCUGCUGCGUACGGUGUGCUGCGUUUAUCGAUUCAUUUCCAACUGUCGGCGCAAAUCGCGUGGAUUGACCAUCGAGGUGCUUCCCGAUAUAUCGGAGAUAAUGCUACGGCUGGUGUUACGUCCACAGCUUUCUGUUACGGUUCCAUUGAAACAACAUGAGUAUCAUCUGGCAGAAAUUGUACUUUGGAAAAUCGCGCAGCUCAAAGGUUUCGCUUGCGAGGUUAAAACACUUUCAAAAAAUCGCCAACUGCCCUAA
Messenger RNA from Malaya genurostris, 2412 nucleotides. RefSeq lists its product as uncharacterized. NCBI's taxonomy places the organism in Eukaryota, Metazoa, Arthropoda, Insecta, Diptera, Culicidae. The transcript has a single exon. Bases 1 to 2412 code for a protein of 803 amino acids. The record is from RefSeq and is a predicted model, not a curated record.